This is a messenger RNA of Amaranthus tricolor (Joseph's coat), 852 nucleotides long. RefSeq names its product small nuclear ribonucleoprotein SmD3b-like. Gene Ontology annotation, molecular function: RNA binding. The transcript is spliced from 5 exons. Gene Ontology annotation, biological process: RNA processing; spliceosomal snRNP assembly. The record is from RefSeq and is a predicted model, not a curated record. NCBI's taxonomy places the organism in Eukaryota, Viridiplantae, Streptophyta, Magnoliopsida, Caryophyllales, Amaranthaceae. Bases 165 to 545 code for a protein of 126 amino acids. Gene Ontology annotation, cellular component: spliceosomal tri-snRNP complex; pICln-Sm protein complex; U12-type spliceosomal complex.
AACGACACCGCUUAACUCAGCCUCAACUCCACAUAUUCUCACUUAGUAAUAAAUUCCACUCUGGAGCAGAAAAGGUGGAGACUGGAGAGGAGAGAGUACAACAGGGUUUAGGGUUCAUUAAAAAAACAGAGGAUUAAAUUUUUCAGAUUUCCGUUCAAGGAAGAAUGAGUAGAAGCUUAGGAAUACCGGUGAAGUUGAUGCACGAAGCCACAGGUCAUGUGGUAACUGUUGAACUCAAAAGUGGUGAACUUUAUCGAGGCACCAUGAUUGAAUGUGAAGAUAACUGGAACUGUCAACUUGAUAACAUUACCUUCACUGCUAAGGAUGGAAAGAUCUCUCAACUGGAGCAUGUAUUCAUUCGAGGGAGUAGAGUCAGGUUUAUUAUCAUACCAGAUAUGCUGAAGAAUGCACCAAUGUUUAAACGUCUAGACGCAAGAAUCAAGGGAAAGAGCGCAUCACUUGGGGUUGGACGCGGUCGUGCUGUAGCAAUGCGGGCAAAGGCUCAGGCUUCUGGAAGGGGAGUUGUGCCACCGGUGCGUAGGUAGAGUUUACUGAUAGCAGGUGCAACUGGUCAGUCUCAAGAUUUUUUCAUAGCAGUGAUUAAUGGGGAUUUCGGUGUAUGGUCUGAGACUUCUGUUUUGCAAUAGAGGACAUCUGAACCUAUACAUAAGAAACUGAUUUGAUUCUAGGAUGGCAGUAUUUUGCUAAUUUGCUUUUAAUGUUUAGAGGUACUGUAAUGUUUUAACAGCUAGUCUCUUGAGAGACUCUCUCUUUGAGAGAGGCCUAGCUCAUUAAAAAUUAAUACCUACUUACCGUAUUUUUAAUGUCUACUUACGUUAUUCUUAAUGCUUA